UGAUUUUAAUCAAAAAGGAGACAGUCCAAAGACUCCGCGGUCUGUUCUUUGUGUGUGAGUGUAUUUUUUUUUCUUUUGUCUAACUUUAAAAGUAGGAGAGUUUCCAGUCAUGAAGAAGACCUGCAGCUCUCAGCUGAGGCGCUCUGCCGUCCUCGUCCUGGUCCUUCACAGCCUCACUGCGCUCUCCCAAAUUGACCAUGAAAUCACAUAUGUGGUUGGCUGUUUUAAGGAUGGUCCAGUUCAAGUUCAGUUUGAAUUUGAUUCCGAGGAGAUGAUAUAUGCGGACUUUGACAACAGCACACUUGUAUACACCUUUCCUUCUUUCUUCAUGUUUGACCCAACUAAAGUAUUUGAUACAGAACACGUUUUUAGAAAUGCCAGAAAAGCCAAAAAAUCAUGUCCGCUUGUUUUGACGUACGUGAUCGGAGAAGAGAAACAUCCUCCAGAAAACACAGAUCCCCCUGACAGCGUCCUCUACUCUGCUGAAGAAGUGAAGUUCGGAGCUGAAAACACGCUUGUCUGCUUUGUAAACCACUUCUUCCCUCCUUCCAUCAAAGUCAGCUGGACCAAAAACAACCAGCCGGUGUCAGAGGGGGUGUCGCUCAGUCGAUAUUAUCCCAACAGCGAUGGAACCUUCCACCAGUUCUCCACCCUGAAGUUCACCCCAAACAAAGGUGACAUCUACUCAUGCACUGUGGAGCAUGAGGCUUUGAAGAGUCCCAAAACAAGAAUCUGGGAAUCGGAUGUCGUUCAUGAAAGUGAUUCAGUGGGCUGGGACAUUUACUGUGCUUUGGGUCUGGGCUUUGGCUUUCUGGGAGUCGCCAUCGGCACAUUUUUGAUUGUCAAGGGACUCGAGAAAAAGUAAUUAGUUGGUAUUUGAGAGAUUACACUAAAUAAUGUUGACUGACAUUUUUUAUUUAUCACUUUUCUUUUAAAAAAUAUCUACAGUGGUUAUUUGAUUUAUCAGUCGAUACUGUGAUUGAUUCUGUUCUCAUUUUACUCCGUUUGCAUUAGUAUUUUAUAAUUUGAUUUCGAAACAGUGACACAUGAAUAAAAUGUCCAUUUUCCUUU
This is a messenger RNA of Salarias fasciatus (jewelled blenny), 1071 nucleotides long. Its product is annotated as H-2 class II histocompatibility antigen, A-U alpha chain-like. NCBI's taxonomy places the organism in Eukaryota, Metazoa, Chordata, Actinopteri, Blenniiformes, Blenniidae. The transcript is spliced from 4 exons. Gene Ontology annotation, biological process: immune response; antigen processing and presentation. The record is from RefSeq and is a predicted model, not a curated record. Gene Ontology annotation, cellular component: MHC class II protein complex; membrane. Bases 110 to 865 code for a protein of 251 amino acids.